ACACGGACGCUUACUCUUUGCUCCUUUGGCAAGGGCCGAGUUAAUGCUUAAUCUAAGUACAGAGUCGUAAUUGCUAAGGCCAAGCCCAGUUCACGGGAAGGAGGUUACUUGGUUGUGAACAGAUCACUGCAGAGGCACUCAAGCUGAGGGACUCAUCGGACUCAUCUCUUCCUGACAAGCACCUUCAGGACAGACCACCAUGUCUAAGAACUCCUCGGUCACCAAGGCUUUCGCCGCCGCCUUCGUCGUCCUGACGGCCUCCGCCAUAGCAGGCAUUGUCACCAUGGUCAUUUUAUACAAAACCCAGAUCGCGACAAUGAAUCCCACGCCCCGGCCGACUUUCCCUUCCACCACCACGGGCCUACCGCCCGUCACGCGGCUUCCGAAGAACCUCGUCCCGGAGAGAUACAAGGUCUUGCUCUGGCCUCUCUUCUACAGCCAGAUCCUUGAGGAGGUCAACGUCACCAGCCCCAACCAGACGGCGCUCUUCACUGGAAACACCACCGUUUACUUUCAUUGUGUCCAGGGUACAAGCUCCAUCUACCUCCACAGCCAGAACCUGGAUGUUUAUGGUCCAGUGGUGGCGAGCACAGACAGAGAGGAAAGGAUCCGUGUUACCAGAAUGGAAAACCACCAAGACCAAACUAACUUCCUGGAGAUCGAGUUGGAUUAUGCUUUGAAGACGGGGGGGAACUACAGUUUGUUUCUGUCUUUCAGCGGAGAAGUAUCAGGUGGUCUCGAGGGGAUGUAUGGUAGCACAUAUGAAGAAGGUAUCCCAGCUCAUGAAGACGAUACAGAUACAGACAGAUUCCUUAUUGCCACCAAUAUGGAACCAACAUUUGCCAGGAGGGUGUUCCCUUGUUUCGAUGAGCCAGAUUUUAAGGCAGAGUUCGAGGUGACAAUAAUCCACAGGAGAAUCACGACGGCUCUAGCGAAUGGCAUAAAUACAGACGGCGCCAAUAUUAUAGACGAUGAUUGGAAAGCCACAGCUUUUCAGCCAACACCGUUGAUGUCAACGUACCUGUUUGCCUUCACGGUUUCAGAGUUUACACCAACCCCCUCCUCACAUCACCGUGUGGAAAUCAAUACGUACGCUCGUCCUAAGGCCACUGCAGCAGGACACGCUAAAUAUGCAGCGGAUAUCACGGGAAGGAUUCUCGACUACUUUGAGCGCCGUUUUGACAUUAUAUACCCACAGAGAAAGCUAGAUCAGAUUGCACUGCCAGACUUAAUUUCGGACGGAAUGGAAAACUUGGGGCUGAUCACGUACCAGGAGGGGGAGCUGCUCUAUGAGGAGGGGGUGUCCUCUCUGCUUGACAAGGAAAACAUCGCUGAACUCAUUGCACAUGAACUGGCACACCAGUGGUUUGGGAAUCUGGUGACGAUGAAAUGGUGGAAUGAUAUUUGGCUGAACGAGGGCUUUGCCAGCUACAUGACAUUCUAUGCAGUGGACGCUGUUGAGCCUGACUUUAAAUUAAAAGAUGUAAAUAUCCUGAACAACCUCCACUCUGCGUUUGAGGCGGACGCUCUGGCCUCCUCUCGUCCCCUCAGCACUUCUCAGGGAGACGUGCAGACCACUUCUCAGAUCAUGGAGAUGUUUGAUACUAUAACCUACUGUAAGGGGGCAGCUGUGCUGGUAAUGCUGGCAGACCUUGUGGAUCAGCCCGUUUUCGACAAAGCAAUCGGAAGGUACCUCUCAGACUGGAAGUAUAAAAACACAGACCAGAACAUCCUCUGGGAAUACAUACAAAAGGCAGAUGACGAGAGUACAGGCGAAAGGAAUAUUGCCGAGGUGAUGAACAGCUGGACUAAACAAAUCGGCUACCCUGUUAUCACCAUCAACACUACCAGUGGAGAAGCCUUCCAGAAGCACUUCCUGUUCAAUGACUCAGCAGUAUCUAGUCUUUCGUGGCACGUCCCGAUCAGAGCCAUGAAAUAUACAACUCUGUUUCGUCUAAUCUGGUUGAAACCUGGCGAGUCAGCAAUGAAAGACGAAUUUGUUGCAACUAAAGGAGAGUGGAUUCUGGCAAACGUCAACUGUACUGGAUACUACAGAGUCAAUUACAACCCAGAGAACUGGGAUCGCCUCAUCACUCAGUUGCAGAAAGACCCACGUCGGAUCCCACUGAUGAACAGAGGGCAGCUUGUUGACGAUGCAUUUAACUUGGCAAGGGCCAAACUUGUCGACGUGACUCUGGCGCUAAAUUUAACGCGCUUCAUUCGGAAUGAGACGGAGCUAAUACCCUGGGCAGCAACCAUCAGCAACCUCGGGUACUUUGUCCGCAUGUUCGAUCGAUCUGAGGUGUAUGGACCAAUGCAGAUGUACCUCCGUAAUCAGGUUGAAGGCCUUUACAAUUCUUUCGGCAACUACACAGACAAUUCCACAGUCCCAACUGAUCACUCCUCACAGCAAAUCCAGAUAAAGGCCAUAGAUGUGGCAUGUUCCAACGAACUCCCAGAAUGCAUUGAGAUGGCUCAACAUAUGUAUGCCGACUUGAUGAAAAUCAACAGCACCAACAGCAAUGAUUUAAGAAAGAGGCCGGAGAACCUGGGGUUGAGCCACCUUCAGCCAGACGAACUCCGCUGUGUCGGCCUCCUGCUCCUCGGGUCCCCCUUUUGGCGUCAGCAACCUGUGUGGAGAAAUCUGAUUCCCACCCCUCAAGUCUACGCUCAGGGCUUCUGGGCCCUCAGGUGUUUGACCCACCACUGGUAG
This is a messenger RNA of Notothenia coriiceps (black rockcod), 2713 nucleotides long. It is a transcript of the gene anpeplb, whose product is annotated as alanyl (membrane) aminopeptidase-like b. NCBI's taxonomy places the organism in Eukaryota, Metazoa, Chordata, Actinopteri, Perciformes, Nototheniidae. Gene Ontology annotation, cellular component: cytoplasm; plasma membrane. The coding region runs from base 200 to 2713 and encodes 837 amino acids. The transcript is spliced from 18 exons. The record is from RefSeq and is a predicted model, not a curated record. Gene Ontology annotation, molecular function: peptide binding; metalloaminopeptidase activity; zinc ion binding. Gene Ontology annotation, biological process: peptide catabolic process; proteolysis.